AUGGACAAGAAUGGGCUUCCCGUAAUCCACCGGUUUGUGACGGACCAUAAUAAGAAGGGCGAGGCGAUUUUUAACAAAGACAUUGAAGAAGUUCUGCCUUGGAAUGACCGGCACGAUACCGUCAGAUUUGGACUGGGAUAUACAACCACCCAAACCCCUGUUGACUUAGGAGACGGAGUGGAUAUCAAGAAUUACAAAGCCCACCAACAAAGUCCUCCAGGUAUCAUGAUUCCUGGAGGCUCUGUCCUGAGAUACGUGGACGUCCCUCCGGGCCAUGUAUCAGAGAUGCACCGGACUGUAAGCCUCGACUUUGGUGUGGUGCUUGAAGGGGUUGUCGAUCUUGUCCUUGAUUCGGGCGAGGUCAGGAGAAUGAAUAGAGGCGAUUGCGCUAUCCAGAGAGGCACCAACCAUGAGUGGAGGAAUGCAAGCAACGACCAAUGGGCGAGAAUGAUGUAUGUACUGCAGGAGGCAAAACCUAUCUUAACCGGCGGGUGUCAACUAAGGGAGGAUUAUGGAGGGAUGCAAGACGUAAAGCCAUCCGGGACUUAA
Exophiala aquamarina CBS 119918 is the source of this 549-nucleotide messenger RNA. RefSeq lists its product as uncharacterized. The record is from RefSeq and is a predicted model, not a curated record. The transcript has a single exon. NCBI's taxonomy places the organism in Eukaryota, Fungi, Ascomycota, Eurotiomycetes, Chaetothyriales, Herpotrichiellaceae. Bases 1 to 549 code for a protein of 182 amino acids.